Molecule: messenger RNA, 2930 nt
Organism: Megalops cyprinoides (Indo-Pacific tarpon)
Lineage: Eukaryota; Metazoa; Chordata; Actinopteri; Elopiformes; Megalopidae
Product: protein disulfide-isomerase A4-like
Exons: 10
Coding region: 253-2172 (639 amino acids)
Biological process (GO): response to endoplasmic reticulum stress; protein folding
Cellular component (GO): endoplasmic reticulum lumen; cell surface; endoplasmic reticulum
Molecular function (GO): protein disulfide isomerase activity
Source: RefSeq, a predicted model, not a curated record
AGGUGUUUGCUUGACGUAGAUAAGGUAUCUCAGUUUGGAGGUGAUCUCAAACAUUUUUGGUUGCUAGCAAGCUAUCGGUAUUCUUACCAACACACUACCGUCUUGGAUGAUAAUACCCUACAGCGCCUCAUUCAAACUAUCAGCAUCAUUUUGCUGCACAGGAGGUCGCUGGAUAUUGAGAGCUAGUACUAGGUAGAUAGCAAGAUAUUUAGCUAACAAGCCAGUGUCUAAAAGGAAUCACAAGUCACAAGAAUGAAAGGAAAGACCGCAAUUUUACUUAUUGUGCUACUUGGAUUUGCACACCUUAUCGCUGUUGCACGAAGCGACGAGGAUGAUGUAACAGAAGAGGUAGAUGAUCCAGAGGAGGAUGAGGAUGAGGAUGAAGAGGAAGAUGAGGACACUGAGGUCAAAGAUGAAAAUGGAGUGUUAGUCUUGACGGAUAAUAACUUUGACACCUUCAUUGAGGAUAAAGACACAGUUCUGGUCGAGUUCUAUGCACCAUGGUGUGGUCACUGUAAGCAGUUUGCUCCUGUAUAUGAGAAAAUUGCUCAGACACUGAAAGAAAAUGACCCCCCAAUUCCUGUGGCAAAGGUAGAUGCCACCAAAGAGAGUGCCCUUGGGAGUAGAUUUGAAGUGUCUGGAUAUCCAACAAUCAAAAUCCUAAAGAAAGGGGAGCCAGUGGACUAUGAUGGUGACCGAUCAGAAGAAGCUAUUGUGUCCAGAGUGAAAGAGGUGGCCCAGCCAGACUGGAAGCCCCCACCAGAGGCCACCAUAGUCUUGACAAAGGACAACUUUGACGAAGUGGUCAACAAUGCUGAUAUUGUACUGGUGGAGUUUUACGCACCCUGGUGCGGCCACUGCAAGCGUCUUGCCCCAGAGUAUGAGAAGGCAGCGAAGGAGCUCAGCACCCGCAGUCCUCCCAUUCCUCUGGCAAAGGUUGACGCAACAGCGGAAACCGAGCUUGCAUCCAGAUUCGAAGUGACUGGAUACCCAACUCUUAAAAUCUUCCGGAAGGGCAAGCCUUUUGAAUACAACGGACCAAGGGAGAAAUUCGGAAUUGUUGACUACAUGAGCGAACAGGCAGGACCACCGUCGAAGCAGGUCCAAACUGUAAAACAGGUUCAGGAAUUCAUCAAAGAUGGAGAUGAUGUUGUCAUUGUGGGCGUCUUCUCCACUGAGCAGGACGCUGCAUUUGAAAUCUAUCAAGAAGCUUGUAACACCCUGAGGGAUGACUACAAGUUCCUCCACACGUUCAAUAAUGCAGUUUCCAAGUUCCUCAACACUUCUCCUGGACAACUGGUUACGGUCCAGCCUGAGAAAUUCCAGUCAAAAUAUGAAGCAAAGUCUCAAUUCUUAACAAUUGAAGACUCCACCACUGCUUCUGAAGUGCAAGAGUUCUUUAAAAAGCACGCUCUUCCAUUGGUUGGACACAGGAAACAAAGUAACGAUGCUAAACGUUACACUAAGAGACCCCUCGUUGUUGUGUAUUAUGGAGUUGACUUCAGCUUUGACUACAGAGUGGCUACACAGUUUUGGAGGAACAAGGUGUUGGAAGUUGCUAAGGAUUUCCCAGAGUACACUUUUGCCAUUGCUGAUGAGGAAGACUAUGCUGAUGAGUUAAAAGGCCUGGGUCUCAGUGAGAGUGGGGAGGAGGUUAAUGUGGGAAUUCUUGGAGAAGGAGGCAAGAAGUAUGCCAUGGAGCCAGAGGAAUUCGACUCUGAUGUGCUAAGGGAGUUUGUCAUGGCCUUCAAAAAAGGCAAACUGAAACCAAUUAUAAAAUCUCAACCCAUCCCCAAGAAUAACAAAGGUGCAGUCAAGGUCGUGGUCGGCAAGACCUUUGAGGAAAUUGUCAUGGAUACAAAGAAGGAUGUCCUCAUAGAGUUCUAUGCACCAUGGUGUGGUCAUUGUAAAAAGCUGGAGCCUGAGUACCUUGCUCUCGGGAAAAAGUACAAGCAUGAGAAAAACCUGGUCAUUACCAAGAUGGAUGCCACUGCAAAUGAUGUGCCUCACGACAGUUACAAAGUGGAGGGUUUCCCCACCAUCUACUUCGCUCCCAGCAACAGCAAGCAGAAUCCCAUUAAAUUUGAAGGCGGAAGCAGAGAUGUGGAGGGUUUCAGCACAUUCUUGGAAAAGCAUGCAACAAAAUUGUCACAAAAGAGGGAUGAACUUUAAUAUUCCAAAACUGACUGAGAACUUUGAAGCAAAAACACGUGAAUUCAGUAGUUAUUGGAGUUUCUUUCAUGAGCUGGUGGUGUUCUCACAGAUGGAUGUUGCCAUUUGAUUCUGUUAACUAAUAUUUAUGAGAUCAAGAAAUUUCCUUUUCCAAAGCAUGCACUGUAUACCAGCUGAAGUAUUUUCUUAAAUCUUUUUAAAUAAAAGAUUAAAAAGGUUGUUUUAUUGUUUGUUUAAGGGGAAUAAGUUGUACAGAAUCCAAGUUUCCUGUUUAUUAGGAGGGCAGCCAUUCCUCAAAACUGUGUACUGUAUUCAUGAAAGGGCUGAGAAUGGGGUAAUAUGGGUUAAAUAUGCUUUGGUCUUUGCAGUAAAUGCUCCAUGAAAUGGCUACAUCCCCACUGGAUGUUCUAGCCUAGACUGAUAGCAGCUGUUUAUUGUAUUUUGUUGAAUGAUGAAUGUCUGACAUCUCAGUAUCAGCUAUAUUAAAACAAACCAGAAAGAAAACAGCUUUGACCCAUACACAAGGCGCAUAGGGGUUUGACUUGGCAUUUCACAUGUCUGAGAAUUCAAAGUGGAUACAUCUGCAAUAAAUUUGAACUAGCCCCCCAUAUGAAUGGUCCAAUAAUUUUACUGAAUGGGAAACUAUGUACUGUAUUUUCUUACAGCAACCAUCACUGCAGCUAUAUUCAACAAAGUAUUAAAGGCAACUAUCUACUUUACAGGUAGAUACAGGUGUUUAGUAAGACGUAACGAUUGUA